GAGGAAAAUGAACCAGAAGGAGCUUGCUGACACACUGGAGAAAUAUUCAGAUGAUCCUGCUGUGAUUUGCCAACGUGAACUCAAAUCUAAUCUAAAGAAGAAGUUUCAAUGUGUAUUUGAGGGGAUCGCUAAACAAGGAAACCCAACACUUCUCAAUAAGAUCUACACAGAGCUCUACAUCACAGAGGGUGGAACAGGAGAGGUCAAUAAUGAACAUGAGCUGAGACAGAUUGAGACAACAACCAGGAAACAAGCGAAACCAGAGACUGCAAUCAAAUGUAACGACAUCUUCAAACCCUUAACUGGACAAGACAAACCGAUCAGAACUGUGCUGACAAAGGGAGUCGCUGGCAUUGGAAAAACAGUCUCUGUGCAGAAGUUCAUUCUGGACUGGGCUGAAGGAAAAGCAAAUCAGGAUGUCCAAUUUGUAUUUUCAUUCCCUUUUCGGGAGCUGAAUUUGAUGAAAGAGGACAAACACACUUUGAUUGAACUUCUUAAUCACUUCUCAAUGGAAACCAAACAAUCAAGAAUCUCCAACUACGACAAGUACAAAGUUCUGUUCAUCUUUGAUGGUCUGGAUGAGUGCCGACUGCCCCUUGACUUCCAGAAGAACAAGAUCUGUUGGGACGUCACAGAGUCAACCUCAGUGGAUGUUCUGCUGACAAAUCUCAUCAAGGGAAAUCUGCUUCCAUCUGCCCUCCUCUGGAUAACUACCCGACCUGCAGCAGCCAAUAAGAUCCCUUCUGGUUGUGUUGACCAGGUGACAGAGGUACGAGGGUUCAAUGACCCACAGAAGGAGGAGUACUUCAGGAAGAGAUUCAGUGAUGAGGACCUGGCCAGCAGAAUCAUCUCACACAUAAAGACAUCAAGGAGCCUCCACAUCAUGUGCCACAUUCCAGUCUUCUGUUGGAUUUCUGCAACAGUCCUUGAACACAUGUUGAAACAUAAGAGAGAAGAGAUGCCCAAGACUCUGACUGAGAUGUACACACACCUUGUGGUGUUUCAUACCAAACAGAAGAAUGAAAAGUAUCUUGGGAAAGAAGAGACAGGUCCACACUGGAAUAAAGAGAGCAUUCUGUCACUGGGAAAACUGGCUUUUCAACAGCUUGUGAAGGGCAAUCUGAUUUUCUAUGAAGAAGACCUGAAAGAGGCUGGCAUUGAUGUCAAUGAAGCCUCAGUGUACUCAGGAUUGUGCACAGAGCUCUUUAAAGAGGAAUGUGGGCUGUACCAGGACAAGGUGUACUGCUUUGUUCAUCUGAGCAUUCAGGAGUUUCUGGCUGCUGUAUAUGUGUUCCUCUCAUUCAUCAACAACAAUCAGAAUCUAAUGGACAAACUGCAAACAAAGUCCAGUAUCUUUUCUUCGCUGUUCAGAGACAAGCCUGAAGUUACUUUCUACAAGAGUGCUGUGGAUAAAGCCUUACAAAGUGAGACGGGAAACCUGGACCUUUUCCUCCGCUUCCUUCUGGGCCUCUCACUGGAGUCCAAUCAGAAGCACUUACGAGGUCUACUGACAAAGACAAGAAGCAGCUCACAGAGCCAUGAAGAAACAAUCGAGUACAUCAAGGAGAAGAUCGGGGAGGAUCUCUCUCCAGAGAGGAGCAUCAAUCUGUUCCACUGUCUGAAUGAACUGAAUGACCAUUCUCUAGUGGAGGAGAUCCAAAGAUACCUGAGAUCAGGAAGUCUCUCAAACCCCAACCUGUCACCUGCACAGUGGUCAGCUCUGGUCUUUGUGUUGCUGACUUCAGAAAAGGAGCUGGAUGUGUUUGACCUGAAGAAAUACUCCAGAUCAGAGGAAGGUCUUCUGAGGCUGCUGCCAGUGGUCAAAGCCUCCAGAGCUGCUCUGUGA
Messenger RNA from Oncorhynchus kisutch (coho salmon), 1846 nucleotides. Its product is annotated as NLR family CARD domain-containing protein 3-like. The record is from RefSeq and is a predicted model, not a curated record. The transcript has 2 exons. The coding region runs from base 8 to 1846 and encodes 612 amino acids. Lineage: Eukaryota; Metazoa; Chordata; Actinopteri; Salmoniformes; Salmonidae.